This is a messenger RNA of Abrus precatorius (Indian licorice), 1502 nucleotides long. Its product is annotated as homeobox-leucine zipper protein HAT22-like. Gene Ontology annotation, biological process: regulation of DNA-templated transcription. The transcript has 3 exons. Bases 226 to 1068 code for a protein of 280 amino acids. Gene Ontology annotation, molecular function: DNA-binding transcription factor activity, RNA polymerase II-specific; sequence-specific DNA binding. The record is from RefSeq and is a predicted model, not a curated record. Lineage: Eukaryota; Viridiplantae; Streptophyta; Magnoliopsida; Fabales; Fabaceae.
AAUAAUAAUCAUAGCCACCCACCCACCCACCCAACGCCCCCACAAAAGGUCUCAUUCAUUCUCUGCCUCUCUCUCUCUUUCUUUCUCUCUCUCUCUCCUCUUCUUAAGACCCUUCUAAUCCCAUGAGCCUUUAAACCACACCAUCUAAUUUCCCAUCUCACGCAGAUACGUACAUAACUCCAGCCUCUAAAACACACACUCUCUCUCUCUCUCUCUGUCUCUCAAAUGGGUCUAGAUCAGGACGACAAUAACUCCGGCCUUCAGCUUGUUCUAGGGUUAUCUCUCACUGUUUCAUCUCCUCCUUCCACCAAAGCUGAUGAUCAACUUUGUCUCAAGCCAACGCCAACAAAGCCUUAUAAUAAUUCCUCGAAUGAGCCAUCUUUAACGUUGAGUCUUUCCGGUGAGAGUAAUUACCUGGCCAAACAAGUGACCAGAAACAACAAGGUUUAUUGUGAGGACCCUCUUGACUUGUCUAGACAAACUUCACCUCACAGCGUUGUUUCCUCUUUCUCAAGUGGGAGGAUGGUUAAAAGGGAGAGGGAUUUCAGCUGCGAAGAGGCAGAGGCAGAGGCCGAAGAGAGGCUCUCUUCAAGAGUCAGUGAUGAAGACGAAGACGGCUCCAAUGCCAGAAAGAAGCUCAGGCUUACCAAAGAACAAUCCGCACUGCUAGAGGACAGCUUCAAACAACAUAGCACUCUCAAUCCUAAACAGAAGCAAGCUUUAGCAAGGCAGUUAAAUCUACGGCCUAGACAAGUUGAAGUGUGGUUCCAGAAUCGGAGAGCCAGAACGAAGCUGAAGCAGACGGAGGUGGACUGCGAGUUCUUAAAAAAGUGCUGUGAAACGUUGACGGACGAGAAUAGGAGGCUGAAGAAGGAGCUGCAAGAGCUGAAGGCACUGAAACUAUCACAACCGUUGUACAUGCCUAUGCCUGCGGCUACACUCACCAUGUGCCCCUCUUGCGAGAGGCUAGGUGGCGUCAAUGAUAGCGGUUCUAAUAAGAGCCCCUUCUCCAUGGCUCCCAAGACUCACUUCUACAAUCCCUUCGCCAAUCCUUCUGCAGCAUGUUGAUUAUAAUUAUCGUUAGGUUUUCACUUUUCAGGGCGAAGAGGUAACAGAACAAGAGUAUUGUUCCCCACAACCAUUGUAUUUUUUUGGUUGAGGGAUACGUCUAGCUAGGGGAAACCUUGUAAUUAGCUAAUACUGUUGAAAAUAGUAACUGUUGAUUAAAUUUACUUUUUGCUUUUCCUUCCUCUAUUGUAUGUUUAUAUAAAUCAUUAUAGAACGCAUCCGUCUACAAAGGAAUUAGAUUUUCCUUUUUUGUUCAUUUAUAAAUUUUUCAUGGUAAGCCUGUAUAUAGAAAGGUAGAUAAUGUUAAUGUUGUGAACAGCCAUUUAUUCCCCUUGCAUCGAAAAAUCAAAAGAUACCUGGCCGAUUGUGGGGGCUAAUCUGAUUUUGUUCUCCAUUCCAUGGCCGCAAGUUAAUGUGCAUCUCUUUUUCCUGUG